AUGCAGCAACCCUGGUUGCAGGAAGGAAUUUACCUGGACCAGUCAACCUUUACUGCCAGGGACCAAGCUACCUGCUGGGAAUUUCCUCAUCUGCAUGGCUACACUAUUUGCUGGUGGGUCCUUCACAAAGAUGAACCCCAUAUUCCAGCAUAUGGGACUGGCCUGUGUGUCAUUAAAUACUUUCUUCAAGUACCAACCGGUAACCUGUUUUCCUGUACAAAAUGUUAUUCAAUAAGCAUUUGUAAAGCAUUUGUAAAUUUGCUGUUAGUUAUGCAACAUCAAUUUAUUUCUUCGAGAAUGAAUUUUUUUUCAGUUUUGGUAUUACAUCUAUACUGAGAUGCUUUUUUUUUAUUUUUCCUACUUUUCCUAGUAUACAAUAUCAUUAUAGAUACCUUUCUAAACCUGUUUUCAACUCAAAUUUUAGACUUGGUUGUUCCCCACUGUACAUCUCUUUUGGAAGCGCUACCAAGCAAACUUGUUCUCUCAGCCAAGGUUCUGGGGGAUCUUACAAUAGCAGGAGAUGGAAGGCACGAUAGCAUGGGCCACUGUGCUAAAUACGGUGCCUACACCAUCUUCUGUUGCACAUUGCCACGGAUCAUCCAUUUUGCACUUGUACAGGUAUAAUCAUUUAGUUGCUGGUACAUUUUUAGCCAUAUAGUAUGUACAACCCCAUGUCAGCUGUACUAAUGCAACUGAAGGCUGGUGUAAAUUUCUUGUUUUUAAUUGUUUCUUGUUUUUUGUUAGUUUUAACAAUCAGAUGUAUCUGAGAUAUGAGUUACUACUUUCAAGUCACUAGUCAAUGUUUGCAAGCCAGUUGCUAUGCUAGUACCUGCUCAGGGUUUCAACUCAUGUGUCGUAUUAAAUUUCUGGCAGAGAAAUCAAGCCGGAAGCAGCCCAGCCAUGGAGUUAAUGGGAUUCCAGAAGUGCAUUGAUUUUCUGCUUGGAUGUGGCCUUGUCAUCACUGCGUUUAUUUCAGACUGGCACACCCAGAUUGCAAGUCACAUGAAGAAUGUUUUGACACAUAUCAAACAUUACUUUGACCUCUGGCAUCUAAAAAAGAGUCAUGAUGACUUUCUUCUCUAGUUGUUUAUGUUCAACAUUUUUCAGCACAAAUCUAAAGUACUUUUUUCAAAACUCCUGUUAUAGGGGUAUGACUUUCCUCGAGCAGUAACACUGUACGAAAACAUUAUUUGCCACCAUCUUGUAUCUACACAUCAUAUAAACGCAAUGUUAUAAAUAACUAUGACUUAGCUUAAGCACUUUAAUGUUCAAAAGAUACUUAACUUAACAGUAUAAUCUUGGAUAUGAAUUAGACUGCUAUCAUUUAUCAACAUUAAAGGUGAAACUGAUUUUACUGUUUCUCUGUUCCUGAAGAGAUCACUAAAUUGCUGUCCAAAAUUUCCAAGGAGAAAGGGAAUGAGGAUCUCCGGCCUUGGAUAAAGCCCUGUGAAAGACACCUGUACUGGAGUGCUACUACUACGUCUGAUGGAAAUGGGAAGAUCAUAUGGGCCAAAUUCAAGUCUUUUCUGAGCCACAUUGUGAAUAGACACACCGACUUGGAUGAGCCUCUCUUCAACAAGUGCGCACGUGGAGAUAUUCCUGAUCGGACAUGGAUUAAUCCUGGUAUAGUUGAUAGAUUUUUUUUUUUGUUACAUGGCUCCAAAAGGCCUGCCUUUCCAUCAUUGUAUUCAACUUAAAAUUUCUGAGACAUUGCAGAGAUCUCCAAACGGUCUCCUUAAACAUGUAAAUCUAGGUGCAGAAGAGGGCAAAGUAAACUUCUCACACUUUAAUUUACAAUUUUAUUUUUAGAGGACAUAGUGUAUGAGAAGACGAAAAAGGCCUUGACUGCUGACAGCCUAAAAAAAGGAAUCAUGCAAGCAUCCCCAAGUGCUCAGACUGACUGUCUUGAAGGGUUUCACUCUGUUCUCAACUUUUUUGCACCAAAGAUAAUUGCUUAUUCCUAUCUUGGAAUGUACUGCAGGUAGGCUGAACUAAUGUGUACAGUGCAAUAAUCACUAUUGCUAUCAGUAUUCUCUUAAUCAUUAGGUCAAUAAUGCAAUUUAGAUCUGUUGGUUUUGAGUACAAGUUUGGCUAAUAAGAUCGAUAGGAUUUAAUAAUAGACACUUAAUGAUUGGUCCAAGGGAAAAAUCCCAGCUAAUUAUUAUUCUUGUCUCAUUGAGAAGUUGUUUCCACAGCUGAGAUAAUACUAUGCAGAAUAUAUUAUUAUACCCUAACCUUUUCUAUUUUAUCUCUUCUAGGCAUAUACUAGCUGCUCUGCACUUUAACUAUAAUUUACACAGAGAAGGGAAAGUGAACAAAGAUGGAAGUGUCCCUUUGAAAGUGACCUACCCAAAGUUUAAAAGUGGAGAGGCUACUGUGAGAAAUCUAAAGAUCAAGCCCAUUUUUGGUAUUUAUUUACUAUCAUUUGUAGAGUAAAAUUGUAAUGUUAGAUAGAUUUGAUAUUUAAUUUAUUGCUAUUGAAGUUUUUUAGUAAUUUUUUAAUAUACACUCUGGAAACAUGUGUUUUUGUCUUAUUUACUGUCUAGACUAUGUGGGAGAACUCUUCCAGUUUUUUAUGACAUUGAGCAAACAACAGCUGCAGGAUGCAUGCAUUGAGUUGAAGAACAUGGUUCCAGAUCCAGUGAAUACCAUGCUUGAGAAACAACCCAGGGAAGAGGCCAUUAGGAAGCGGACAGAGAGGAUGAGAAUGGUUGCAAAGGAUGUACCUCCGACGGCACCAGGUUUGUUUACUGUUAAUUUUCCAGGCUUCACUAUUCCGAGCUGAGGUGAGAUGUCUCACCAAAACUAAUAACAAUCUAUGUGCCUUGUAACAUGUCUAAACUAGUAUCCUAGUGGUUCUUAGUCAAAUGAUGGAGGCAUUUUAGGGAUGACAGGAACUCGUGAAAUAAUAAUGACUUCUGAAUUAUGACACCACCUUCAUUUCUUUAUUGCAGCACGAGAUCCGACAUCAAGUGAAAGAAGACAACAGCCUUCUAGGGCACUGCCACGAUGUUCUAUCUGCAAGAACCCUAUGAGGGGCCAUAAUUCUAUCCCUGAUUGUCCAAGAAAUAGGAAGGAUUGACUUGCAAUGUAAAAAAAAACAAUAAAAACCUAUUAGUGUCUACAACAUGAAAUUUUGAGACUUAAGAAAAAUCUAGAAGCCUUUUUACAUUUCCCAUAUAUUGGUGCUUUUACUUAGGUUUUAAUGACAUUUUGCACAUUAAUAUAAGAUAAAUGAGUUGGAAUGUUUGUAUUCCAUUCUAGUUAAUAAUAUUGUUUCAAAAUUAUGUCACUAAUUAUUUCUUUGCGAUGAAAAUAGUGCAUUUCAAAACAGUGACUGAAUAUUGUGUCUAAAACAACUAGAAGUUGACUCAAUAAUAUUUUGCUAUAUUAAUAUUCAUACCUGAAUAAAACAAAUUAAUAUAAUAUUUGAAUCAUUUAUACCUAACCUCACGGUGAUUUCUUUUGUUUAAUUUACCCACACAGCCAGGUAUGAAUUAUUGCUAAGGCAUGUCGACAAAAUUAUAAAAAAAUGGUUUCUUUUGGAGAAAGGUCAUUUUAUCACAUUGAUGUCAAAUUUGCUCUGUAUAAUUGUUUACAACAAUUUCUUUCUUGUUUAUUGUCCCUCAAGCAGCCAAGUAUAAGUUAUAUAGGAGGUAGAACCCUGGUAACUGGAACUCUAAAGGGAAAAGGAAGCCGGGUUUCGAGUUAUCGGGGUCCGUUGGGUAAAUUUUGAUCAAGGACAACAAAGUUUAGUGUAAAGUUUAUCCGAGUUUGAGUUACCGGGGUUCUACUAUAUAUUUAUUACAAAAAGCACAAAAUGGUUUAAUAAAAUUUCAAAAGGAGAGAAGUUCACUAUUAAUCACAGUCACAAGAAAUUGGUAGUGUUAUUUUUAUAUAAAAAAGUUUUUUUUUUUGUUUCAAAAGGAAGUAAGGAUCUGGUCUUCUAUUCUUCGUCUAACUGAAAUCCUGUCACUGGCUCAUCCUCUUUGCUGGGGAAUGCUUUCCGGAUUGCAGUGUCGGCACAGGCAGGAAGAGGGAUCCUUCUUUUUCCCAAGUAUCCAUGAACAAGUCGGGUAAAUUCCCUGUAUGCAAUCGAUCUGAGAUAUCUAAAAAAGACAAAUUUUUUUUUAUUUUUCCUACUUUUCCUAGUAUACAAUAUCAUUAUAGAUACCUUUCUAAACCUGUUUUCAACUCAAAUUUUAGACUUGGUUGUUCCCCACUGUACAUCUCUUUUGGAAGCGCUACCAAGCAAACUUGUUCUCUCAGCCAAGGUUCUGGGGGAUCUUACAAUAGCAGGAGAUGGAAGGCACGAUAGCAUGGGCCACUGUGCUAAAUACGGUGCCUACACCAUCUUCUGUUGCACAUUGCCACGGAUCAUCCAUUUUGCACUUGUACAGGUAUAAUCAGUUGCUUGCUGGUACAUUUUUAGCCAUAUAGUAUGUACAACCCCAUGUCAGCUGUACUAAUGCAACUGAAGGCUGGUGUAAAUUUCUUGUUUUUAAUCGUUUCUUGUUUUUUGUUAGUUUUAACAAUCAGAUGUAUCUGAGAUAUGAGUUACUACUUUCAAGUCACUAGUCAAUGUUUGCAAGCCAGUUGCUAUGCUAGUACCUGCUCAGGGUUUCAACUCAUGUGUCGUAUUAAAUUUCUGGCAGAGAAAUCAAGCCGGAAGCAGCCCAGCCAUGGAGUUAAUGGGAUUCCAGAAGUGCAUUGAUUUUCUGCUUGGAUGUGGCCUUGUCAUCACUGCGUUUAUUUCAGACUGGCACACCCAGAUUGCAAGUCACAUGAAGAAUGUUUUGACACAUAUCAAACAUUACUUUGACCUCUGGCAUCUAAAAAAGAGUCAUGACGACUUUCUUCUCUAGUUGUUUAUGUUCAACAUUUUUCAGCACAAAUCUAAAGUACUUUUUUCAAAACUCCUGUUAUAGGAGUAUGACUUUCCUCGAGCAGUAACACUGUACGAAAACAUUAUUUGCCACCAUCUUGUAUCUACACAUCAUAUAAACGCAAUGUUAUAAAUAACUAUGACUUAGCUUAAGCACUUUAAUGUUCAAAAGAUACUUAACUUAACAGUAUAAUCUUGGAUAUGAAUUAGACUGCUAUCAUUUAUCAACAUUAAAGGUGAAACUGAUUUUACUGUUUCUCUGUUCCUGAAGAGAUCACUAAAUUGCUGUCCAAAAUUUCCAAGGAGAAAGGGAAUGAGGAUCUCCGGCCUUGGAUAAAGCCCUGUGAAAGACACCUGUACUGGAGUGCUACUACUACGUCUGAUGGAAAUGGGAAGAUCAUAUGGGCCAAAUUCAAGUCUUUUCUGAGCCACAUUGUGAAUAGACACACCGACUUGGAUGAGCCUCUCUUCAACAAGUGCGCACGUGGAGAUAUUCCUGAUCGGACAUGGAUUAAUCCUGGUAUAGUUGAUAGAUUUUUUUUUUUGUUACAUGGCUCCAAAAGGCCUGCCUUUCCAUCAUUGUAUUCAACUUAAAAUUUCUGAGACAUUGCAGAGAUCUCCAAACGGUCUCCUUAAACAUGUAAAUCUAGGUGCAGAAGAGGGCAAAGUAAACUUCUCACACUUUAAUUUACAAUUUUAUUUUUAGAGGACAUAGUGUAUGAGAAGACGAAAAAGGCCUUGACUGCUGACAGCCUAAAAAAAGGAAUCAUGCAAGCAUCCCCAAGUGCUCAGACUGACUGUCUUGAAGGGUUUCACUCUGUUCUCAACUUUUUUGCACCAAAGAUAAUUGCUUAUUCCUAUCUUGGAAUGUACUGCAGGUAGGCUGAACUAAUGUGUUCAGUGCAAUAAUCACUAUUGCUAUCAGUAUUCUCUUAAUCAUUAGGUCAAUAAUGCAAUUUAGAUCUGUUGGUUUUGAGUACAAGUUUGGCUAAUAAGAUCGAUAGGAUUUAAUAAUAGACACUUGAUGAUUGGUCCAAGGGAAAAAUCCCAGCUAAUUAUUAUUCUUGUCUCAUUGAGAAGUUGUUUCCACAGCUGAGAUAAUACUAUGCAGAAUAUAUUAUUAUACCCUAACCUUUUCUAUUUUAUCUCUUCUAGGCAUAUACUAGCUGCUCUGCACUUUAACUAUAAUUUACACAGAGAAGGGAAAGUGAACAAAGAUGGAAGUGUCCCUUUGAAAGUGACCUACCCAAAGUUUAAAAAUGGAGAGGCUACUGUGAGAAAUCUAAAGAUCAAGCCCAUUUUUGGUAUUUAUUUACUAUCAUUUGUAGAGUAAAAUUGUAAUGUUAGAUAGAUUUGAUAUUUAAUUUAUUGCUAUUGAAGUUUUUUAGUAAUUUUUUAAUAUACACUCUGGAAACAUGUGUUUUUGUCUUAUUUACUGUCUAGACUAUGUGGGAGAACUCUUCCAGUUUUUUAUGACAUUGAGCAAACAACAGCUGCAGGAUGCAUGCAUUGAGUUGAAGAACAUGGUUCCAGAUCCAAUGAAUACCAUGCUUGAGAAACAACCCAGGGAAGAGGCCAUUAGGAAGCGGACAGAGAGGAUGAGAAUGGUUGCAAAGGAUGUACCUCCGACGGCACCAGGUUUGUUUACUGUUAAUUUUCCAGGCUUCACUAUUCCGAGCUGAGGUGAGAUGUCUCACCAAAACUAAUAACAAUCUAUGUGCCUUGUAACAUGUCUAAACUAGUAUCCUAGUGGUUCUUAGUCAAAUGAUGGAGGCAUUUUAGGGAUGACAGGAACUCGUGAAAUAAUAAUGACUUCUGAAUUAUGACACCACCUUCAUUUCUUUAUUGCAGCACGAGAUCCGACAUCAAGUGAAAGAAGACAACAGCCUUCUAGGGCACUGCCACGAUGUUCUAUCUGCAAGAACCCUAUGAGGGGCCAUAAUUCUAUCCCUGAUUGUCCAAGAAAUAGGAAGGAUUGA
Porites evermanni is the source of this 6864-nucleotide messenger RNA. The record is from the annotation of a GenBank genome assembly. NCBI's taxonomy places the organism in Eukaryota, Metazoa, Cnidaria, Anthozoa, Scleractinia, Poritidae.